AUGGCAGAGCCAGGGUCUUCUCGUCCGACGGCGAAUGGUGCUGUGAAGGAGCCUGUGCAAAAGACACACACAGAAGGCUCCAUGAAACGUCAAGCUCCUGCUCCAUCACGACACUUCCUCGACUGGGUCCUGAAAUAUCAAAUCCCGCUCUCGUCGUCGCUGAUGCUUUUCGUGAUCGCCCUUCACGCCUUUUCCCCACAAUCACGAAUUUACACGCGAAAAUUCCUGCAACUUUCAUACCCCUCAAAUGCGGAGCACACCUACACCCAAGGUCUCGACGAUGUAUAUUUCGUGUUCGCAUGGGUUGUCACCUUCACUGCUCUUCGUGCCUUCUCAAUUGAGCACAUCCUGCAACCUCUUGCUGGUCCUUUAGGCGUUGCCCCCAAGAAUCAUCUGCGCUUUGCUGAGCAAGGCUGGCUUGUGCUAUAUUAUGGCUACUUCUGGACUUUGGGCAUGUACCUCUGGUAUAACUCCGUUUACUGGCUCAACAAUGCCGAAAUCUGGACUGCCUGGCCAGCGCGAGAGAUGUCCGGACUGUUUAAAUGGUACUAUCUUGCACAAUUGGCAUUCUGGAUCCAGCAAAUACUCGUUAUCCACAUCGAAAAGCGCAGGAAAGAUCACGCACAAAUGCUCACCCACCACAUCAUCACCUGCACACUGAUUUCCAUCACCUACGUGUACCGCUACACGCGGGCCGCAAACGUGGUUCUGUGCCUCAUGGAUGUCGUAGACUUGUUGUUACCGAUCGCCAAAAUCCUCCGCUACCUCCGCCAUGAGACCGCCUGCAACAUAGCCUUUGGCGUCUUUGUUGUGGCUUGGUUUAUAGCGCGCCAUGUCAUGUACCUCAUGCUUUGCUACGAUAUCUGGGUCGAUGUUCCGGGACCCAGAACUAUGCUGUUUGGUUGUUACAACGGCGCGACCAGCGAGCUCAUUCCGGAUAUGCCUGCGCACCCCGAUACCUUUGCCCAUCUCCUGUGGCCGUUUCAGAACCUGGACGGAGUCAUCUGCUUGAAUCAGGAAGUGAAGUACAUAUUUCUCGGUAUGUUACUUUCGCUGCAGACUUUGAGUAUGAUAUGGUUCGGUAUGAUUGUGAAGCUCAUUGCCGGCAUGGUGGUCGGUGGGAAGGUGGAAGAUGUUCGGAGUGAUGAUGAAGAUGAGGAGGAGGUUGAUGGCCGAGAAGCAGCCGAGGGGAGACGGCAGAUGAAUGUCACCGACUUGAAUGUCUGUGUAGGAGGUGGUGACGAAAUGGAGAGCAUGAGCGUUGGGCUGUCGAAAAAGCAGUUGCCGACCCAGAAACCUAGAGUCUCGGUCACGAGUGGAAGGCGGAGACUUGGGGUCACGGAAAAUAGUAAGGAGUUACUGAAUAGAAUUGGAUGCGAGAAGCCCAUAUGA
This is a messenger RNA of Hyaloscypha bicolor E, 1392 nucleotides long. RefSeq names its product putative longevity-assurance protein. The transcript is spliced from 4 exons. Gene Ontology annotation, molecular function: sphingosine N-acyltransferase activity. NCBI's taxonomy places the organism in Eukaryota, Fungi, Ascomycota, Leotiomycetes, Helotiales, Hyaloscyphaceae. Gene Ontology annotation, biological process: ceramide biosynthetic process. The coding region runs from base 1 to 1392 and encodes 463 amino acids. The record is from RefSeq and is a predicted model, not a curated record. Gene Ontology annotation, cellular component: membrane.